Molecule: messenger RNA, 2685 nt
Organism: Vitis riparia (riverbank grape)
Lineage: Eukaryota; Viridiplantae; Streptophyta; Magnoliopsida; Vitales; Vitaceae
Product: DNA mismatch repair protein MLH1-like
Exons: 16
Coding region: 28-2271 (747 amino acids)
Biological process (GO): mismatch repair
Cellular component (GO): MutLalpha complex
Molecular function (GO): ATP binding; mismatched DNA binding; ATP hydrolysis activity
Source: RefSeq, a predicted model, not a curated record
ACAGAGUAAAACUAAAGAGCAUACGCAAUGGAAGUGGAAAGAGAGCCUUGUGAGGAGCCUCCUCCAACAAUGAUGGAAGAGGAAGAAGCAGAAGCCAUUCCCGUAGCAAAGGAGCCUCCAAGGAUCCACCGUCUAGACCAGUCGGUCGUCAACCGCAUCGCCGCCGGAGAGGUCAUCCAGCGGCCGGUCUCCGCCGUGAAGGAGCUCGUCGAGAACAGCCUCGACGCCCACUCCACGUCCAUAAAUGUCGUCGUAAAAGACGGCGGCCUCAAGCUCAUUCAAGUCUCCGACGACGGCCACGGCAUCAGAUACGAGGACUUGCCCAUACUCUGCGAGAGGCACACUACAUCGAAGUUGUCAGAAUUUGAAGAUUUACAGUCGAUAAAGUCGAUGGGGUUCAGAGGAGAGGCGCUGGCGAGCAUGACCUAUGUGGGUCAUGUUACAGUCACCACCAUUACUGCGGGUCAGUUGCAUGGUUACAGGGUAUCUUAUCGAGAUGGUGUCAUGGAGCAUGAACCAAAGGCUUGUGCUGCUGUAAAGGGAACUCAGAUAAUGAUUGAAAAUCUAUUUUAUAACAUGACUGCCCGGAGGAAAACGCUGCAAAAUUCAGCUGAUGAUUAUCCAAAGAUUGUUGACCUGCUAAGCCGAUUUGCCAUUCAUCACAUUAAUGUGAACUUCUCUUGCAGAAAGCAUGGAGCUGCCAGAGCGGAUGUUCAUACAGUUGCCACAUCUUCGAGACUUGAUGCAAUUAGAUCUGUCUUUGGGGUCUCAGUUGCUCGCAAUCUUAUGAAAAUUGAAGCUGCAGAUGAUGAUGUUUCUAGUUCAGUCUUUGAGAUGGAUGGUUUCAUCUCUAAUUCAAAUUACAUAGCAAAGAAGACAACAAUGGUGCUUUUUAUCAAUGAUAGAUUGGUUGAGUGCACCGCACUAAAGAGGGCCAUUGAAAUUGUUUAUGCUGCAACCUUGCCCAAAGCAUCAAAGCCGUUCAUAUAUAUGUCAAUUGUAUUGCCAUCUGAACAUGUUGAUGUAAAUAUACACCCCACCAAGCGAGAGGUAAGCCUCUUAAAUCAGGAAGCCAUUAUUGAGAAGAUACAGUCUGCAUUUGAAUCAAAAUUGAGAAACUCUAAUGAGGAAAGGACAUUUCAGGAACAGACGAUGGAACCCUCUUCAUCUGGUCCUAAGGAUACACGCAAGGAUUCCGAUUGUAGCCCCAAACUAUCUGGUUCAAGGUCACAAAAAGUCCCUGUGCAUAAAAUAGUUAGGACUGAUUCACAGGAUCCUGCUGGAAGGCUGCAUGCUUACUUGCAAGUUAAGCCUCAGAGUCAUCUUGGAAAAGAAUCUGAUUUAACUGUUGUGAGGUCUUCUGUUAGACAAAGAAGGAACCCAAAGGAAACUGCUGAUCUUACUAGCAUUCAGGAGCUUGUUUCAGAGAUUGAAGGAAAUUCUCAUUCUGGUCUGCAGGACAUUAUAAAAUACUGCACAUAUAUUGGAAUGGCAGAUGAUGUUUUUGCAUUGCUUCAGCAUAAUACUCACCUAUAUCUUGUAAAUGUGGUAAACUUGAGCAAAGAGCUCAUGUAUCAGCAAGUUCUGUGCCGGUUUGCCCAUUUUAAUGCUAUACAAAUAAGCAAUCCUGUUCCCUUGAAAGAAUUAAUUAUGCUGGCUCUGAAAGAGGAGGAUUUAGAUCAACAAUGCGAUGAGAAUGAUGACUUGAAAGAGAAGAUUGCAGAAAUGAACAUGGAACUACUCAAGCAAAAAUCAGAAAUGCUAAAUGAGUAUUUCAGCCUUAGCAUUGAUCUAGAUGGGAAUUUAUCUAGGCUUCCUGUCGUACUUGACCAGUACACACCUGACAUGGACCGCGUCCCAGAAUUUAUACUAUGUUUGGGCAAUGAUAUUGAUUGGGAGAAUGAAAAAAGUUGUUUUCAAGGAAUUUCAUCAGCUCUUGCAAACUUUUUUGCUCUGCAUCCUCCAACAUUGCCCAACCCAUCAGGUGAUAAUUUUCAGUUUUACAAGAAGAGACAAUCCUCUAGGAAUCCUCAGGAUGAGGGAAAUUCCUCCAAUAGUUUAGUGGAUGAUGUUGUAAUUGAAGAACAAAUUGAUCAUGAACUGCUUGCGGAGGCAGAAAAUGCAUGGGCCCAGCGUGAGUGGUCUAUCCAGCAUGUCUUAUUUCCAGCUGUGAGACUCUUCUUCAAACCACCAACUUCAAUGGCUACAGAUGGAACAUUUGUCCAGGUAGCUUCACUGGAGAAGCUUUACAAGAUCUUUGAAAGAUGUUGAUUGAAACAGCUCUGAUCAACCUUAUUAGAGAAAUCAAAGCAACUAUGGACUAGUAUCUUGGCACCACCUGGUUCAGCAUGCAGUUUGAUUUGCCUCUCUAUCGACCACUUAAUUGCUUUGUUAAUGUGCUGAAAAAGAGGUUAUAAAAUGCAUGAUCAUUCAAUUCUGGGAGGUUUUGCUCAUCCAUCUUCUUCUCCUAGCAUGUAUAUAGGAUGUUCUGUAGAUGGGCUUUUGUUUAAAAUGGAAAACCAAAAAUCUCUGGGAGAUUUUACCUUAUUGUUUGAUGGUAAUUGAGCCAGGCUAUUGUAUUAGCGGUAGGCUUAAUUCCAGAUUAGUAGGCUUAAUUCCAUAUGGUCAUAUAUGGAUAUCAUGUUAAGUUUUUUAGAUUAAUCUAGAAAUUGUUUGUGAGACCAA